ACUAAUUUGUCUAUUUUGGAUGUUCCUUAUUUGUCUGUUAUUCUAAUAGCUGUAACAAGGCUGUAAAACCAGCGCUUACAUGGCGAUGCAUUUCCUUUUGUUCGGCUAGCCUAUGUGUAGAAAUGCAAAAGGCAAUAUUUCUGGAAUGUUUCUCGUCUUGAAGUAAACUGCGACGGAAUUGAUUUCUCGACGUCAGCCACCUAACUUGUUCGUUUUUUACACAUAGUGUGGCUUUAUACAUUUUUAUUUAUGUAUAUUUUUCGACGGCAGUGAACCCGCUAGUGUUUACAGGGUUGUGUGAAUUUAUGGAAGCAUGUCAAAGAAACGGGGCAGGAAGCGUAGUAGUGGAGAGCUGAGUGAAAGCUCAGCAUCAACCCUGAGCCCGGACCCUGACAACCUUCUGGGCCGUAGGAUUCAGCAUACCUGGAGGGAGAAGGGUAACGUGACCAAGUGGAAGGGCACUGUCCUGGAGCGUUUAACUGUCAACAGUUCCCUCUACAUGGUCAAAUAUGACGGCUUUGAUUGUGUCUAUGGCAUCGAGCUAUUCAAAGAUAGUCGGGUGUCCAACCUGCAGGUUUUGGCAGAGAAAGUUGUAAACAAUAAGAUCAAGGUGCCUCCCGGAGCUGAGGAGCUGGUGGGUCGAGCUGUGGAGCAUUUAUUUGAGAAAGAGGAUGGGGAGAAAAACGAGUGGCGAGGCAUGGUGCUGUCCCGAGCCCCCAUUAUGACCCACUGGUAUUACAUUACCUAUGAGAAGGACCCCGUGUUGUAUAUGUACCAGCUGUGGGACGACUAUAAAGAUGGGGACCUACGUGUCCUGCCUGAAUCAGAGAACAAACAUCUGCUGCCAGCAGACAGGAAGCCAGGCGAGGAGCCAGAGAGUCUUGUGGGUAAACAGGUAGAGUACGUCACAGAUAACGGCCUGAAGAGGACGGGCUUGGUCAUCUACCAGGUCCCUGCAAAGCCCACCGUAUACUACAUAAAAUACGAUGACGAUGUCCACAUUCACGUCUACGAUCUGGUGAAGACAACUUAGUAUUGACUGUCCAGUUUCAACUUCAGCUGAUGGCCUAUAUUUGGUCUGACCAGUCGUUACCUGUUAAGUGUUGUUAAUUUUCCUCCAGUGGGAGGUAACAUUCCCACCACCAUGAGCCCUGGGUUUUAUUCUAAUCAUUUUGGUUUGUUUUAUCUUCUUGCCUCCAAUGACCUCCGUCACUCUGGCAUUACAAGACAUCUCCGUUUUUGAUUCUCAAUUUUAAGUUGAACUUAAUAAGUGACUAUAAAAUCCCAUUCAGUGUAAAUAAAGCAGGUCUGAGACUAGCUGUAUAGCCCAGCAGAUGAAAUGGAGCUAGACAUUUGCUUUGGUUAAAUCACACAUUUAUAGUGCACCUUUCAAAUUCCAAAUUCACACAUAUCAAAUUAAAGUCGUUUUCGCACAUGUACAACAGAUUUUCAGUAGAAAGUCCGGACAGUUUGGGCCGGUUUUUUUCUGCAGUUGCUGUUCGCAAAUGUUUCACAGCAGGAGGCUUUCUGCUGGAGAUGCGCUCUCCCGGAUGGAAAUCAGGAGGAGGAGGUGUGGGGAAACAGUUGUCUGGAGCACACAGGAGGAAGCAUGUGAUGCAGAAAUUGUGCUGUGGAAAUCGCUGUUUUCUAGUAGAUGAGGUUCAUUGUGUUGAUUUGAGUACUGCAUGUAUCUCAAAUCCACAGUAUUACAGAGCGAAUGGAGAGCAGCAUACAGAUCAGCAGACCAAACAAAUUCUUGCCAGUGAACACACGUUCAUGCACACAGUAGCUGCAAAUGGUCCACAGUAACAUUUAACAUUAUGUUUAUGCAUUGUCACCCACUGAUGGUCAAGAGAUUUGACCACAGGUCUGUGUGGAUAAUUAGGACUACAGUGCAUGGGUAAAAACGGCAUAAGAGCUUUUUUUUUUUCUUUUGUUGCUUCUAUGUGGUUUUCUCUUAAUUUCGUUUGUCUAUUUAUUUCAUCUGGAGUAUAUAGCUGUGCUGCUGAAAAGAAAACAAAUUAUCUGCUGUGCUUUAUGUCUGUCUCUGAGGAGGCCACAGUUUGUUGACUAUAGAAAUAACAUUGAUUAGUGUGCUGAUUGUCCCAUCACAGUGAACUCCGUUUCAGUUAAAGUGUAAAGGCAUUCAUGAGACAGUGUCUCACAUUGUGGAUAGAAAACAGAGAAAAACCUUAAAAAUCAUGUUAUAGCUCUAUUCUGUUCCAUCAUGUAAGCUGUAAGUUUUCUACAUUAUGAUAAUGUAUCAGAAAUAUCGGUGUUCACGUCAGGUUCUUUCAAACAGUGUUUGUGCUACACACUAUUUAUGUGGUUGAAAUUGGCUACCAACAUUGUUUAGUAUUUUCAACUGACUUCUUUAUUAUUUGCCAAAAAAAAAGAAUGAAAUAUUGUUCAUUGUAACCCUAAAUAUGUUUUGUUAUGUAAAUAUGACACAUUUUUAUGAACAUAAAACAAAGCUGCUUGAA
Melanotaenia boesemani (Boeseman's rainbowfish) is the source of this 2483-nucleotide messenger RNA. Its product is annotated as spindlin-Z-like. NCBI's taxonomy places the organism in Eukaryota, Metazoa, Chordata, Actinopteri, Atheriniformes, Melanotaeniidae. The coding region runs from base 314 to 1033 and encodes 239 amino acids. The record is from RefSeq and is a predicted model, not a curated record. The transcript has 5 exons. Gene Ontology annotation, biological process: gamete generation.